AUGGUACAUUUAUCAGCUUUUGACAAGCUUGAGCAAGGCAUCGACCGAGAUUUUCUCCGAAGACUUGCUAAACUACUUCCCAUCUUGAUACCAUCCCCUUUUUGCAAAGAAUCGUUCUAUCUGUUUCUCGUUGCGGUCUUGAUGGUAGUCAGAACCCUGUGCGAUGUGUGGCAGAUUCGAAAUGGCACUUCAAUCGAAACAGCGAUCAUCUCUCGUGACAAGAAAGCUUUCCGCAAGUACAUGUUGAGAUUUGUGGGCGCAAUGCUUCCAAUCGCGUUUGUUAACAAUCUACUGAAAUAUGGAUUGAAUGAGAUUGCCCUGUCCUUCAGAACGCGGCUGACUCAGCACCUCUACAAGGAGUACCUCUCUGGUUUCACUUACUACAAGUUGUCCAACCUCGAUAACCGCAUUGGAAACCCCGAUCAAUUACUCACACAGGAUGUGGAUAAAUUUGCAACCAGCCUCGCAGAUUUGUACUCAAACGUAUCGAAGCCGAUUCUUGACAUUGCCAUCUACGCAAAGAAACUCGCCGAGAACGUGGGAAUUGCUCAUGCUCGAGUAGGCGCCAUGCUCGCAUACCUCGCUGCCUCUGGAGUUGUCUUGACGCACAUGCGCCGACCUCUCGGGCAGUACACGGUGAAGGAGCAGAGAUACGAGGGACAGUUCCGCCACGUCACAACAAGGAUAAUCUCCAACUCUGAGGAGAUUGCCUUCUACCGGGGGAAUACGCGGGAGUCACAUUGGGUCGCGAAGUCGUUUGGAAAGCUGGAGCAUCACAUCAGAAAAGUCAUGCAGUUCAGGUUCGGGGUGGGAAUGAUAGACACCAUCAUCGCCAAGUACAUGGCGACAGUGGUCGGGUACCACAUCGUCAGCCGCCCUCUUCUCAACAUGAGCAACCCCAAGCACGUCAACAGCACGCAGAAUGAGCUGCAGGAGGAGUACUAUCGGAGCGGGAGGAUGAUGUUGCAGAUGGCGCAGGCUGUCGGGCGGUUGGUGCUGGCGGGUAGAGAGUUGACAAGGCUUGCUGGUUUCACCGCACGAAUCGACGAGCUUGAGAAUGUCUUGAAGGAGCUUCAGGAGGACAAGUACCAACGCACACUCGUCCGCUCCUCCAGCAGGCGGAACUUGGACCCUCCCAGGCUCAGGGACGGCGAGCUGGACCAGCAGGACCUGCAACCAGGCAGAGGCAUCAAGAUCGAGCAAGACGGCAUCAUCCGCUUCGAGAACGUUCCCAUCGUGACCCCCAACUCCGAGGUCCUGGUGGACAGCCUUUCCUUCGAGGUGAAGCAGGGGAUGAAUACUCUGAUCUGCGGGCCCAACGGCUGCGGCAAGAGCUCCUUGUUCCGCAUCUUGGGGGACCUCUGGCCGGUCUUCGGGGGGAAGGUGAUGAAGCCCAAGCCCGAGCGGAUCUUCUACAUCCCUCAGAAGCCCUACCUGUGCCUGGGGACUCUGAGGGACCAGGUGAUCUACCCGCACAGCAGGGAGCUCAUGUGGAGCAGCGGCAAGAAGGACGACGACCUCCUCGACCUCCUCGACCGCGUCAGCCUCGGGUACCUCGUGCACUCGCGCGAGUCGGGUUGGGAGAGCGUGGAGGACUGGGCGGACGUGCUGAGCGGAGGAGAGAAGCAGCGGCUGGCCAUGGCCCGCCUCUUCUACCACAAGCCGCAGUUCGCCAUCCUUGACGAGUGCACUAGUGCAGUGAGCGUCGACGUGGAGGGGAUGAUGUACUCCGAGUGCCAGCGGCAGGGAAUAACGCUCCUCACGGUCUCCCACAGGAAGUCGCUGUGGAAGUACCACGAGUGGCUGCUGAGGUUCGACGGGGAAGGAGGAGCAGAGUUCAUGUCGAUACAGGGAUGUGAACAGUUCGGGUCGUGAGGAGGGGCAGGAAUGAGGACUUUAUUUCUUUUAUUGAAUUCAAGCGCUCUGU
Guillardia theta CCMP2712 is the source of this 1927-nucleotide messenger RNA. RefSeq lists its product as hypothetical. Gene Ontology annotation, cellular component: peroxisomal membrane. Gene Ontology annotation, biological process: very long-chain fatty acid catabolic process; fatty acid beta-oxidation; long-chain fatty acid import into peroxisome. The transcript is spliced from 13 exons. The coding region runs from base 1 to 1875 and encodes 624 amino acids. The record is from RefSeq and is a predicted model, not a curated record. Gene Ontology annotation, molecular function: ABC-type transporter activity; long-chain fatty acid transmembrane transporter activity; ATP hydrolysis activity. Lineage: Eukaryota; Cryptophyceae; Pyrenomonadales; Geminigeraceae.